AUGGAGGGGAAGGAGAAAGACGAGACCAUUGUCGGAGCGGCUCCGGAGAUGGAUUCAAGGUCCGGCCAAAGUGCCUCUAUUCCCGUCGGGAAUGAGGGAAUCAAACGCGACCUGGAGUCUCGGCACAUCAACAUGAUUGCGAUUGCAGGAAUGAUCGUGAGUCUUCGUCCCCACCCAGGCAGGAAGCUUCGUGUGCAGAAAUGA
Colletotrichum spaethianum is the source of this 204-nucleotide messenger RNA. RefSeq lists its product as uncharacterized. The coding region runs from base 1 to 204 and encodes 67 amino acids. The transcript has a single exon. Lineage: Eukaryota; Fungi; Ascomycota; Sordariomycetes; Glomerellales; Glomerellaceae. The record is from RefSeq and is a predicted model, not a curated record.